This is a messenger RNA of Plutella xylostella (diamondback moth), 6153 nucleotides long. NCBI's taxonomy places the organism in Eukaryota, Metazoa, Arthropoda, Insecta, Lepidoptera, Plutellidae. The record is from RefSeq and is a predicted model, not a curated record.
GCAAUACUCGUGGGAAAUUUGUUGAUAAGUGAUUAACUUUCGAUUAUUGUUCCGUUUUUUACAAUACCAAUUAGAUUCUUAUUAGUUUUACGUUUUUAAUGAAAAUCUCUACAAUUUCCCGUGCAGUGAAACAGAUUUAUGUUUUAGUUUAGCUCAUAAUUUGAUUAGAAGAAAACAUCUUUAUCAGUUUUUGACAUCUGUCAAUAAAAUGUGUGACGUUUCGCGUUGUUGAAAAUCGCGAAAUUUGUAAAUUUACUUCUACCUUUAUUUUGAAAAUGUAUUAUCGAAGUUACGACCUCGUGGUUAAAUGAAAGAUUGCUUAUUUAUUUAAACUUUAAGUUAUAACAUUAAUCUAAGCCAAAAUGACAACGAAAGAGCUUUACACGAAGGAUGCCCGCAUCUGGGUGGAGCACCCUGAGAAGGUUUGGGAGAGCGCCACGGUGACGUCGGACUACAGGUCCGGGACGCUGAUUGCUAAGAUUGACCAGAGUGGCGAGAUACGGCAGAUCAAGAUCAAAGAUGAAAGCCACAUGCCGCCAUUACGCAAUCCCUCGAUCCUGAUUGGUCAGAACGAUCUGACGUCUCUCUCAUACCUCCACGAGCCAGCUGUACUGCAUAAUCUAAGAGUCAGAUUUUGCGACCGCAAUGCCAUCUACACAUACUGCGGGAUCGUCCUCGUGGCCAUCAACCCCUACUGUGACUUGCAAAUCUACGGUGAUGAAACAAUCAUGGCGUACCGCGGGCAGGCCAUGGGGGACCUGGACCCGCACAUAUUCGCCGUCUCCGAGGAAGCUUACACCAAGCUGGAGAGGGAGCGGCGGGACCAGAGCAUCAUAGUAUCCGGCGAAUCAGGCGCGGGUAAGACGGUGUCCGCCAAGUACGCCAUGAGAUAUUUCGCGGCCGUGGGGGGCAACGCUACUGAAACGCAUGUGGAGAAAAAAGUGCUGGCUUCCAACCCUAUUAUGGAGGCAAUAGGCAACGCCAAAACAACGCGCAACGACAACUCCUCCCGUUUCGGCAAGUUCAUCGAGAUCCACUUCGACAGCCAGUACCGGAUAUCCGGCGCGAGCAUGCGGACCUACUUGCUGGAGAAGUCCCGAGUGGUCUACCAGAGCGCCGGCGAACGGAACUACCAUAUAUUCUACCAGCUGUGCGCGUCGGGGCUGCUGCCUGAAGCACAGCUAGACCAACAGGAGACAUUCCACUACUUGAACCAAGGCGGCAGUCCGAAGAUAGACGGCGUCGACGACUUGAAGACAUUCCAUGAGACCAGACACGCGUUGACCACGCUAGGUGUGACCGAGAGCCAACAAAAGGAGAUGUUCACUAUUUUAGCAGCCAUCUUGCAUCUGGGCAACAUCAGACUGAUCGAGAAGUCAGACGGGGGCGAAGACGGGGCUUUCAUUGAUGCUAAUGACAAGCAUCUAUCGCUAGUGUGCGACUUACUGCAAGUGUCUAAAACGGAACUGGAGCUGUGGCUCACGCAUAGACGAAUAGAGUCGGCUAAUGAAGUCAUCGUUUCGAGAAUGGAAGUAACAAACGCAGCGUUCGCCCGCGACGCAUUAGCUAAGCGUCUCUACGGAGAACUGUUCGCGUGGCUAGUAGCCGCCAUCAACAGGGCUCUGGAGACCAAACACACGAGGAAACAUUUCAUUGGUGUCCUCGACAUAUACGGCUUCGAAACGUUCGAGAUAAAUUCCUUCGAACAGUUCUGUAUAAACUACGCGAAUGAGAAGCUCCAACAGCAGUUCAACUCACACGUUUUCAAGCUAGAGCAGGAUGAGUAUAUUAAGGAAGAGAUCUCCUGGACAAUGAUAGACUUCUACGACAACCAGCCGUGCCUAGACCUGAUCGAGGACAAGCUAGGUGUCCUAGCUCUUCUAGACGAGGAGUGCCGAGUGCCGCAGGGCAGCGACGCGCGCCUCGCCGCCAAGCUCCGGGACAAGUGCCGGCAGUACCCGCACUUCGCCGCGCCCCGGUUCGCCACUUCCGCCUUCAUAAUCAAGCACUUCGCCGACGAUGUCGAAUACCAAUGCCACGGGUUCCUAGAGAAGAACCGCGACACAGUGUCGGCGCAGCAGCUGCGGUGUGUCCGUGGAGGCAACCUGCGAGUGCUGGCAGAGCCGCCUGAGACAGACACGCACACGCUCUCCGUCAAGCAAGACACCGCCCGCCGUUCCUCCGGCCAGAAGUCCACAGUGGGGUCCCAGUUCCGCGCCUCGCUCUCCCUCCUGAUGGCGACUCUCUCCGCCACCACCCCGCACUACGUGCGCUGCAUCAAGCCCAACGACCAGAAGAGGGCGUUCCAGUUCCAGCCGCGCCGCGCCGCCAUGCAGCUGAGGGCGUGUGGUGUGUUGGAGACCAUCAGGAUAUCUGCGGCCGGGUUCCCCUCGAGAUGGCUUUAUCAAGACUUCUUCUCAAGGUACCGCCUACUCGGCGCCCACAAGGACAUAGACCGCUCAAACAUGAAGGCGACUUGCACGAAGAUAUUAGCGAAACAGAUCAAAGACCCGGACAAGUACCAGUUCGGAGCCACCAAGAUAUUCUUCAGGGCUGGACAGGUAGCCUACCUAGAGAAGAUCCGAGCCGAACUUCAACGCGCCUACUGCGUCAGAGUACAGAGCUGCGUCAGACGCUUCGUGGCGCGACGCCGUUACUUGCGCAUUCUGAACACUGUACGAGGGUUGCAGGCCCGAGGUAGAGGGUUACUGGCUAGGAGGAAAGCCCAGCAAAUCCGCCGCACCCGCGCCGCAAUAACCAUCCAGCGGUACUGUCGCGGCUACAUCGCACGGCAACGCUACCUGUUGCUACGUCGCAGGGUUGUUGGGCUACAGGCGUACUGUCGCGGAUAUCUGGCUAGGCUGCGAGUGCGGCAUGCUAAGGAUCAUAUGCAUGCGAUCACACUUCAGCGAUACAUACGCGGAUACCUCGUCCGGGACAAGGUGAAGAAGAUGCGCCGACAAAUAGUAGUCGCCCAGGCUGCUAUUCGUCGCUUCCUAGCCCGCCGCCAGUACAAGAAACUCCGCAUCGAAGCCCGAAGUCUGGACCACGUGAAGAAACUCAACAAGGGGCUGGAGAACAAGAUCAUCAGUCUACAGCAGAAGCUGGGAGAUGCUAACGACAAGGCGAGGAUGAUUGAGCCGCUGCAGAAGACUAUUGAGAAUUUGAAAACAAGACUAGAAGCCCUAAGACCUUUAGAAAUAGAAGUGAAAUCACUCCGCGAGGACCACAGAGAAAAGGACAACCUACUCGCAGCCUUACAGCAAGAGCUAGCGAGUGAGCGAGAGAGCAAUAAGACACUCAGGACCGAGAAGAAGCAUAUUGAAGAGACGUACAAGAAAGAGAAGGUUGUUUGGGAGGAGGAGAGUGAGAAACUAGCGAAAGAGCUGAGAAGCAAUAAGGAGCAUUAUGAUAUGGAGAGGGAAGAACGCGACAAACGCCACGAAGCCGAGAAGAAGGCCCUUUGUGCCGAGCUGGAGAUAGAGCGGCAGAGCCGGCAGAAGCUCCUAUCUACGCAGUACGAGCUGCAGGAGAGAUUGGAUAACCUCCAAAGAGCGCCAGCCCCCAAGGAGCACAGACGGUCAUUGUCUAACGUGAGCAGCGUCUCGCAAGCGGAGACCGCCGUCGUCGAAGAUGACUAUGGCUACGGGUCGGUGCGUUCAGUGGAGUCAGCGCGCGGGGCUCUUGAGGCGGUGAACUGGGCCGCCGGCGCACCCAACAGCGGUACUACUGCCCCUGUAGCGGACGCAGGCUUAGUGCUUCGCAUGCAAAACCGUUUAGCCGCGCUACAGAGCGAACUGUCGCGCACCACACAACGCGCUGCCGACUUGGAGGAGAGACUUCUGACCCGCCUCCAAUCAUCCCCAACGAACCCCAGCAUCGACAGAUACAAGGUGGAAGAGCUUGAGAUCGAGAACAAGAAGCUGCGGGAACACCUGGAGCGGCUGAGAGCUUCUGGAGACAGCUUGCUGCUGUCUAAGGAGGUUAUCGAACAAAUGGGCGUGAUGCAAGAGGAACUGGACAGGAGACGGGACGAGUGUAUUCAAUUGAAGAGCGUGCUCACUAACCAGAAACCAUGGUAUCAAAAAGCACUCAAAAAUGUUACGGUGAACCUCAAGUCGCUGGCCACGUCCAACUACGGGGCCGAUGUGGACAUCAUCAACGAGGAUGGGGAGUUAGCUUCGGCGUAUGAAGCGCAGAAGGGCAUUAAUAGACAACUACAAGAGGAGCUGACAGCGGAAAAGAAGUUCUAUUCCGAACACAUAUCUGAAACGAAGGCAGAAAUUACCCGCCUGAGGGAAGAAAACGAGAAAUACCAGAAGUUGCUGAGCGCAGAUCUGAGUCAAGACACGAAGGGCCGGGCGACGGAGUUCGCCCAGAAUGAGAUCACUAAACUGGCUGCUGAGACCUUGGCUUUACAGGAGCGCGUAGAGAAGCUAUCAGAGAGCUGCCGUCGCUACAAGAACCAGAUCCGUCUACUUGUCGCCAAGCUGAAGGAGUUGGGAGUGGAGGAUAUUGACACGCUUAUAGAGAGCAAUGAAGUGUCCCUAGCACCUCAAAACCAGUCCAUAGGGCUUGAAGUAGCCCCCGUGAGCCGCAAAAAAGAACGCGACUACCUCGGCAUGUUCGACUAUAAGAUACAGGACGAGGCCAAGAUCGUGCGCAGACUUAUCACCGACCUGAAGCCCCGAGUAGCCAUAACCCUGCUUCCCUGUCUGCCCGCCUACAUACUGUUCAUGAUGCUGCGACACAUGGACCAUGUAGACGACGAGCCUAAGAUGCACCAGCUUAUGAAAGCGGUGCGCAGCGGAGUAAAGAAGACCCUGAAGAGACAACCCGACAGCGUCGAGUACAAGACUCUGUGGCUGGCUAACAUGCUCAGACUCCUAAACAACCUGCGGCAGUACAGCGGCGACGCCAUCUACCAGACGUCCAACACCCCGCGGCAGAACCAGCAGUGUCUGCGAGUGUUCGACCUCAGCGAGUACAGACAGGUGCUGAGCGACACCGCCGUCUGGAUCUAUCAGAGCCUAAUAAACCUCCUCCAGCACAACCUCGAGCGGCUGAUCUUCCCCGCCAUCCUCGAACACGAGGAGAUCAGCGGUCUCGGCGUGGGACGCCCCUCGCCUCCCGCCGCGGCGCCCGGACCGGCUAGAUUGAAGCAUGAGCUGACGUUGUUACAGCACCAGCUGACUAGGGCGUCGGUUCCGAAACCGCUGCAUACUACUGUGUUCAAGCAGCUAUUCUACUUCAUCUGCGCCUACAGCCUCAACCAACUACUUCUCCGCCGAGACCUCUGCUGCUGGGCCAAAGGGCUGCAGAUACGAUACAACAUCUCGCAUCUAGAGACCUGGGUCAAGGAGAACAUGGCUGAACACGGACAGAAGACCGUGGAAGAGAUCCUGCACCUCCUGAAGCCGAUCACUCAAGCCGUGCACCUGCUGCAAGCGCGCAAGUCCAUGGCGGACGUACAGAGCACCGUCGAGAUGUGCGCCGACUUGAAUGUCAUGCAAGUUUGUAAGAUCCUGAACAUGUACACCCCGGCGGAAGACUACGAGGUGAAAGUUACAAAAGAGUUCAUCCACGAGAUACAGCGCAGCAUGCUGGAGCGAAACCCGCAGGGCGCCGACAAGCAAAACCUCCUAAUGGACUUGAAGAUGAUAUUCUCCGUAAUGUUCCCAUUCGACCCGUCACCCAUCCGUCUAGAGGACAUCGAGCUACCAGAAGUACUAGGUCUCCAGGAUCUACUAACUAAGAUCUAGAUCUGUAUCUAAUACUAGUACAGUUUGGAGCAAAGACAACUGACCCCUAAUAGGUAACAUUGUCAUUCUGUUUAGCUGCGUACAGACCGGCCUAACGAACGCUCAACGACGGAUAUUUAUCAUACAUAAUACAGGGCAGAUUGCAGCAACGAAGGUCAACGAUACCCGUUCGUUUGGCCGGUCUGUACGCAGCUUAAAGAGAAUAAGGAGUCAGAUUUAUUUACUACUAAUACAUGCAAGUAGACUUUACUUUUCCUUCAGGUUUGAUAGUUUUCGUAAAGAAUUCAAACACGGGCUUGCGAUCUAUCACGUGAGUUUCUUGUACAGCGAAAAGCGAGUGGUUCGCUUGCGAGUCACCUCAGGCUACCCUUCGGGGAUUACAAUCGUGUGC